AUCUUUCCUUUGUGUUUGCAGAACGCUCAAGGCCAAAAGAGAUGCUUACGUUGGCCGCCUGAACCACAUUUAUCGCAACAAUCUUGACAAGGCUAAAAUCCAAUUCAUUCAAGGUUUUGCCAGGUUCACAGAUGACCCUGAGCCGACGGUGGAGGUCGGCGGGAGAAAGUACACAGCGCCGCACAUCCUCAUUGCCACUGGGGGGCAGCCUUCUCUUAUGAGUGAUGCUGAAGUUCCAGGGGCAAGUCUGGGUAUUACCAGCGACGGCUUUUUUGACCUUGAAACUCUGCCAAAACGCAGUGUGGUUGUGGGUGCUGGUUACAUCGCAGUGGAGAUGGCAGGCAUCCUCUCCACUCUGGGCUCCAAAACAUCUCUCAUUAUUCGACAAACGGGGGUUCUGAGGAACUUCGACAGCCUCAUAAGUGCAAACUGCACCAAAGAGCUGCAGAACUCUGGCAUAGACUUGUGGAAGAACUCGCAGGUGAAGUCCGUGAGUAAGACGGACAAGGGGCUGGAGGUGACGCUCGUCACCAAAGACGCGGAGAAGAAUAACGGCGAGGAGAAGAUCAGCACCAUCCAGGAAGUGGACUCUCUAUUGUGGGCCAUCGGCAGGCAGCCCCACACCGCUGGUCUGAACCUCAGCAAGACGGGUGUGGAUACAGAUGCAAGAGGUCACAUCAUUGUGGAUGAAUUCCAGAACACCAAUCGACCUGGGAUCUACGCGUUGGGAGAUGUUUGUGGCAAAGCUCUUCUCACACCCGUUGCCAUUGCUGCGGGCAGAAAGCUGGCACACAGGCUGUUUGAGGGCAAGAAGGACUCCAAGUUGGACUACUCCAGUAUUCCCACAGUGGUGUUCAGCCACCCACCCAUCGGCACAGUGGGCCUCACAGAAGAGGAGGCCAUCACAUCUUGGGGAAAGGAGAAUUUGAAGAUCUACAAGACUUCUUUUACUCCAAUGUAUCACGCUAUCACAAGCAGGAAGAGUCAGUGCAUCAUGAAGCUGGUGUGUGUGGGCAAGGAGGAGAAGGUGGUGGGCCUGCACAUGCAGGGCCUGGGCUGUGACGAGAUGCUGCAGGGUUUUUCUGUGGCCAUCAAAAUGGGCGCUACCAAAGCAGACUUUGACAAGACUAUUGCCAUUCACCCCACCUCAUCUGAAGAAUUUGUCACCAUGCGUUAAAGCAAGCAGUCUUCAUCGCUCUCACUACAGCUUGACAGCUGGUCUUUUUUUUUUUAGGAUAAAAAACCUAUAUACUUCCAAUUUUCUUUCAUUUAAGUGACCUUAUUUGUGAACACUGAAUCCUUUAUUUCUAAUUUUCCAUCUAAAUGGUCAUGAGUCAUGGCCUCCUUGAACUGUACAUUUGAAGGAUCGUGAAAUGGAAGUGGUGGAUCUGCCGGUAUUGUUGUCAAGUGAAUGAGAAGCAGAAGACCUCUCCUCUCUUAUAUUGUAUUGUGUGUUUUGUGAUUUGUCAUGUAUGAGCACUGCUGCUUCUUGUGGCCCCUAUUUACUACCAAUGAAAGGUCAUAGUGUAAAUCCACUGUACUGUUUUCAAGAUUCAAUAAAGCUGGCAGGUUUGUCUUACUUAUUGAAAA
This is a messenger RNA of Solea solea (common sole), 1590 nucleotides long. It is a transcript of the gene gsr, whose product is annotated as glutathione reductase. Gene Ontology annotation, molecular function: flavin adenine dinucleotide binding; glutathione-disulfide reductase (NADPH) activity. Gene Ontology annotation, biological process: cell redox homeostasis; glutathione metabolic process; cellular response to oxidative stress. The transcript has 9 exons. NCBI's taxonomy places the organism in Eukaryota, Metazoa, Chordata, Actinopteri, Pleuronectiformes, Soleidae. Gene Ontology annotation, cellular component: mitochondrion; cytosol. The record is from RefSeq and is a predicted model, not a curated record. The coding region runs from base 218 to 1177 and encodes 319 amino acids.